Messenger RNA from Sorex fumeus (smoky shrew), 2867 nucleotides. RefSeq names its product carnitine O-octanoyltransferase (gene CROT). Gene Ontology annotation, cellular component: peroxisome. The record is from RefSeq and is a predicted model, not a curated record. The transcript is spliced from 17 exons. NCBI's taxonomy places the organism in Eukaryota, Metazoa, Chordata, Mammalia, Eulipotyphla, Soricidae. Gene Ontology annotation, molecular function: carnitine O-octanoyltransferase activity. Bases 307 to 2145 code for a protein of 612 amino acids.
ACCCUCCAACUCCCGGGCGGGGGAACGUUAAGCCUUACAGACCCGAAUUCACUGGUAGAGUGUCAUCGGGCAUCUCGCCUGCAGGGAUCGCACUGAGUUUGGGCCGCUGGGCUGGCCCGUAGUAGUACUGGGUUGGAUUUUGCAAACACUCGGUUGUCUCGAGUGAGCAGAGUUGCCCUUGGUUGGUUGUCGGAAUCUCCGAAGUCUCUUAGCCCUCUGCUCCUCAACUUGAACUCCGUGUCGCCCUAGCACUGACCGCCAAUCCCGAUACCCUUGCACCGGGGAGUUUUUUAUUGUGAUUGCAUCAUGGAAAACAAUUUGGCAAAAUCAACUGAAGAGCGAACUUUUCAGUACCAGGAUUCUCUUCCACCUCUGCCUGUUCCUUCACUUGAAGAAUCAUUAAGGAAGUACCUAGAAGCUGUAAAGCCAUUUUCAAGUGAAGAAGAAUUUAAGAAAACUGAAGAAAUUGUCAAAAAAUUUCAAAAUGGGAUUGGAAGAAAAUUGCAUCAGAAAUUACUUGAAAAGGCAAAAGGAAAAAGAAAUUGGCUGGAAGAAUGGUGGCUGAAUGUUGCCUACCUGGAUGUUCGCAUGCCUUCACAACUGAAUGUCAACUUUGCGGGUCCUGCUGCCCAUAUUGAACAUUAUUGGUCUCCAAAAGAAGGCACUCAGUUAGAAAGAGGAAGUAUAUGUCUUUGGCACAACUUGAACUAUUGGCAACUACUAAGAACAGAAAAAAUACCUAUUCACAAAGUUGGAAGUACUCCUCUGGAUAUGAAUCAAUUCCGUAUGCUGUUUUCCACCUGCAAGAUACCAGGAAUAACUAGAGAUUCCGUUGAGAAUUAUUUUAAGACAGAGAGUGAAGGACGUUCUCCAACUCACGUUGUAAUUCUGUGUCGAGGUCGAAUUUUCCUCUUUGAUGUACUAUGUGAAGGAAGUUUGAUCACCCCACCAGAGAUACUCAGGCAAUUUAAAUAUAUCUACCAGAAGUGCCAGAGUGAACCUAAUGGGCCUGGAAUACCAGCAUUAACUAGUGAAGAGCGAACUCAAUGGGCAAAGGCACGAGAAUAUUUGAUUAGUCUUGAUCCAGAGAAUUUGACAAAGUUAGAAAAAAUUCAAACUAGUUUACUGGUGUUUUCCUUGGAGGAGAGCAGUCCACAAGUAACACCAGAAGACUAUUCUCAGGCAACUGCAAUGACCCUUAUUGGAGAUCCAACAGUACGCUGGGGUGACAAAUCCUAUAACAUGAUUUCCUUUUCUAAUGGAGUUUUUGGUUGUAGCUGUGAUCAUGCUCCUUAUGAUGCAAUGGUUAUGGUCAAUGUCAGCCAUUAUGUCGAUGAGAGGAUUUUGGAGAAUGAAGGAAAAUGGAAGGGUUCAGAAAAAGUGCGGGAUAUGCCACUUCCAGAGGAGCUUGUUUUCACUGUGGAUGGAAAAAUAUUAAAUGAUAUCAGCAAUGCUAAAGCUCAAUAUUUAAAACAGGCAUCUGACCUGCAGAUUGUGUCGUGUGCCUUUACAUCCUUUGGAAAAAAGGUAACCAAGAAGCACAAGCUUCACCCUGACACAUUUGUUCAACUUGCACUUCAGCUGGCCUAUUUCAGACUUCAUGGACGUCCUGGUUGCUGCUAUGAAACAGCUAUGACAAGAUAUUUUUAUCACGGUCGCACAGAGACUGUGCGAUCAUGCACAAUGGAAGCAGUCAGAUGGUGCGAGUCUAUGCAUGAUCCUUCUACCAGCCUUGUUGAGCGGCAACAAAUGAUGCUAAAAGCUUUUGCAAAACAUAAUAAAAUGAUGAAAGAUUGUUCAGCUGGAAAAGGGUUUGACCGUCAUCUUUUAGGUUUAUUACUCAUAGCAAAGGAGGAAGGGAUCCCAGUUCCAGAACUCUAUACAGACCCACUUUUCUCCAAAAGUGGUGGAGGUGGAAACUUUGUUCUCUCAACAAGUCUUAUUGGUUAUUUAAGAGUGCAGGGAUUGGUGGUCCCCAUGGUACACAAUGGGUAUGGAUUUUUCUACAACAUCAGAGAUGACAGGAUUAUUGUAUCAUGUUCAGCCUGGAAAUCAUGUCCAGAGACUGAUGCAGAGAAGCUGGUUCUGCAGAUAUUUUACGCUUUCCAAGAUAUGAUACAUCUGAUGAACAACGCUCAUCUUUAGAAAUUAAUCACUAUUAAAUGUUUCACUACAUGCUGGGAGUGGGUUAGUGAUGUAAGAUAGGAAGAAAUGUUAAUUAAAAGGUAACUUGUUAAAAGUAGACAUCAGUAGGAUCCUAUGCUCUAAAUUUAUACUGACAUCGAAGGUAGAAAUGUUUUGAAACUUCCUUUGUCGUUGCUGAAAAUUACGAAGCAAAUCUAGAACUAUGCAAAGUUUGAGAGCCUCAACAAUGCAAAUCUGCAAUUUAAAAUAAUGCAGGUUUUUAGUUUUUAGAAUAUUUUUGCUGGCACUUGUAUAGUCUAUAAAUUCUCUCUCAAAAUCAUUAUCUUUCAAGCACUUUAACAUUUUCUAGUUGCCAAAGGUUAUGGAAUAUAAAAUUAAAUGAUAAUUUCCCAAAACAAUGUCUUCUGUCUUCACCCAGAAAUAUAAGCUUAUUAUGUUUGAAAAAGAUCACCAUAAUUUAAUGGUGCUCUAAAAAUAGUUCAUGGAAUAAAGAGAAGAAUGAAUGUGUAGAGUGGGGUUUACACUGUCUGACAACAAAAAAAAUCCUUAACAAAAGCCAUUAUAUUGUAAUUAGUUUGAGUGUAAAGAUAAGCACAUACUUAAAGUUAAUGAGUUUAUGAAAUGAUUAAAUGUUGACUCUGUCUCAGGACUUUAAUUUUAUUUUCUCCCCUCUGUACAAUUUUGUAGUUUCUUUCAGAAAAUAAAAUCCCCCAAAUCAUGUA